AUUUUAUAGGCGACCCGUUUUUGGAGACGAGGGCAUCCCGCAGCUCCUCCUCCUCCCUGGGGGGGGAGGCGUCAGGAGCACCGGUGGCAGAGUAUUUAUUCUGUGGGUUGCACACAGACAACAAAGUGAUCACCUUGCUUCAUCCACGAACGAGCACACACACGCACACAGUGGUCCUAUAUUAACAACAAGCGGUGAACAUGGAGUAUGACAUUUCAUUUGUGCUUUAUAACAAUAGUGACAAUGUCACAGAGGAGUCUGGAGAUUAUGAACUGGAGAGUUGGCAGAUGGCAGAUGAGCCAUGUGACAGAGCGCUGAGCAACGACUUCAACAGGAUCUUCCUACCUACAGUUUAUGGAAUAAUAUUUCUUCUGGGAAUCAUUGGCAAUGGAUUAGUUGUUGUUGUCAUGGGCUACCAGAAGAAGGUCAAAACUAUGACGGACAAGUACCGGCUCCAUCUCUCUGUGGCAGACCUCCUGUUCGUCCUCACGCUGCCCUUCUGGGCCGUGGAUGCAGCCAAAAGUUGGUACUUCGGAAGUUUCCUCUGUGUGUCUGUGCACAUGAUUUACACAGUCAACCUGUACAGCAGCGUGUUGAUCCUGGCCUUCAUUAGUCUAGACAGGUACUUUGCAGUUGUGCGGGCCACUAACAGCCAAGCCAUAAGGAAGCUGCUUGCAAACAGAGUGAUCUAUGUGGGUGUGUGGCUGCCUGCAGCCCUGCUGACUAUACCUGACAUGGUGUUUGCCAGGGUGGAAAACGAAGGGUCCUCAAACUUUCCCUUCGCAAACAAAAGUAUGGAGACCACAGACUUCAGGACCAUCUGCCAGCGCAUGUACCCACAGGAGAACAGUCACAUAUGGACAGUCGCUUUCCGCUUCCAGCACAUCCUGGUAGGCUUCAUUUUGCCUGGCCUGGUCAUCCUCAUCUGCUACUGCAUCAUUAUUGCCAGACUGUCACGAGCCACCAAGGGCCAGAUGCAGAAGAAGAAAGCCCUGAAGACCACGGUCAUCCUCAUCCUAUGUUUCUUCUCUUGCUGGCUGCCCUACUGUGUUGGUAUCUUCUUGGACAAUCUCAUGAUACUGAAAGUGGUCCCAGGAUCUUGUGAACUUCAACAAGCUGUGGAAAAGUGGAUCUCUGUCACUGAGGUGCUGGCCUAUUUUCACUGCUGCCUAAACCCCAUCCUCUAUGCUUUCCUGGGAGUUAAGUUUAAGAAAACAGCCAGGAGUGCACUGACAGUCAGCAGUAGAUCAAGUCAGAAAGUGACUCUCAUGACAAAAAAGCGAGGGCCAAUUUCAUCUGUAUCAACUGAAUCUGAGUCUUCAAGUGUUUUGUCAAGCUAACAAACAACUCCAGUUUGUGACUUGAUGCUCUCAGGAGAUAAACAAACUAAGCUUUAAAGACCUUACUACAUUUUGUACAGAUGUAAAAAAAAAAAAA
Monopterus albus (swamp eel) is the source of this 1437-nucleotide messenger RNA. Its product is annotated as C-X-C chemokine receptor type 4. Lineage: Eukaryota; Metazoa; Chordata; Actinopteri; Synbranchiformes; Synbranchidae. The transcript has 2 exons. The record is from RefSeq and is a predicted model, not a curated record. Gene Ontology annotation, cellular component: external side of plasma membrane; membrane. Bases 201 to 1340 code for a protein of 379 amino acids. Gene Ontology annotation, molecular function: C-C chemokine binding; C-C chemokine receptor activity. Gene Ontology annotation, biological process: G protein-coupled receptor signaling pathway; neurogenesis; calcium-mediated signaling.